Messenger RNA from Penicillium oxalicum, 2154 nucleotides. RefSeq lists its product as uncharacterized. The record is from RefSeq and is a predicted model, not a curated record. Lineage: Eukaryota; Fungi; Ascomycota; Eurotiomycetes; Eurotiales; Aspergillaceae. The coding region runs from base 1 to 2154 and encodes 717 amino acids. Gene Ontology annotation, molecular function: NADP binding; N,N-dimethylaniline monooxygenase activity; flavin adenine dinucleotide binding. The transcript is spliced from 5 exons.
AUGGAUCGCGUGGUGAUCGUUGGGGCCGGUAUCUACGGUCUGAUUGCAGCCAAGACAUACCUUCAAGUGUCAGGAGCGUACGAUACACCUCCGAACUCAGAUGACUCUACAGACCAGUUCUCCGACGAGCUGCCGGUGUCUUUCACCGGCACAAAGCACGAGAUCCAGCAAUCUUCGGGGCUGGAGCUACUUGUUCUUGACUCGGCCUCGGAUAUCGGGGGAACUUGGGCAAAAGAGCGUCUUUACCCAAAUUUGUUCAGCCAGAACUCAUAUGGAAUGUACGAGUUCAGUGACUUGCCGUUGUCCGAGGUCACACCGGAGGACCGGGAUGGAGUCGGACGGCAAUUUAUCGCUGGAUGGAAAAUCAAUCGCUACCUACGUCGUUGGUGCGAGAAAUGGCGUCUCAAAAAGCAUAUUCGGUUGAACUGGCGGGUGAAACACAUUCGGCGUCUUGAUAGCCGGGAGUGGGAGCUCAAUGUCGUCAUUUCUACGGACUCUGCAGAAAUGCGGCAGGUGACAGUGAUCUGUGACAAACUGAUCUUAGCGACUGGUCUCACCUCAGUCCCGAACUUGCCCAAGAUACUUUCACUGAUUGAUCCCGCUUCACAAGACCGCGUCUUGCAUGCGAAAGACGUGGGUGUGUGGGCACGCAAUUAUCUUGGCUAUCGCCCAUUCCCAGACGAAGAGACAGCUGCGGAUCAUGAAAAUGCAAACGAGAGCAAGACUUUGAAACACCACCAAGACGAAGACAUCCCUUUGAGAUCGGUUGUAAUCUACGGAGGAGCCAAGUCUGCCUUUGACCUGGUACAUUUCUUUGCUACUCUUCAUCGUAAGGAACCAUCGCUACAUUUGCAAGGGGCGCCUCUCAAUCCAGUGACAGUGCAUUGGGUGAUUCGUGAAGAUGGAAUAGGCCCCGCAUGGAUGACACCGCCCACCUCGUCUUCCGUGGAUGGCAAGAUAAUUCCCAGCGAUCAAGCGGCGAGUACCAGACUGCUUCACUAUUUGGACCCCUCCUGUGACGAUCAGCCCACGAGGUUGCGGGUUUCUCGGGGCUCCCACGGGGCUGUCCGAAAACUAUCUGUAGAGGGCUCGUGGCUCGUUCGCCUGCUCCAUGGCAAUUCACUUGGAAGGUGGUUGACCCGCCGACUUUGGCGGUCCGUGGACCGUCAUUUGGAAAAGUUCGCACAGUACGACUCGGAUCCCAAGAUGCAGCGACUUCGGCCCCGAAACAGCGUGAUCUCAUGCAUUUCCCCAAUUGGGAUCGCCAACCAGUCAGACCUUUGGGACACCAUCAGAUCGCCUCACGUGAAAGUGUAUCGAGCGUCAAUUGAAGCGGUCGACGCAAUGCCCGAAGGGCGCGGCACAAAACACGAGACCCUCCAAGUUUUCUUGAACAGGAAUCGACGUCUCAAUAAUAUUGAUCUCGUGGUUCAUGCGACUGGGUAUAAACCUAUUGUCCCAAUUGUUUUUCAACCGCUCAGCCUUCGCCUGGAUCUAGGCUUGUCUGCGUUUUCGAAACACCGAGAAGGUUUGCUGGAACAGGAUGAGGAUUCUCACGUCGAAGACGAUAGAGAGACGUGGGUCCAUGGGUUGAAGUGGUUGAACAUAGAUGGGCUCACCGCGAAUGUGGUGAGACAACGGCUCUCGGAAAGGGGCCGUCUCUCAACAAACCGUGCUUGGCCAAUAUCAACCGCGCAACCCCAACUCUUUUCACAUCGGCUAUUCCGUCGGAUGAUAUCCCCACAGUUGGUCGAAGAAGGGGAUCGUUCCUUUGCUGUCAUGGGUGUCCUCUACACUUCCACCAUUGCCGUGGUGGCUGAAGUCCAGGCGCUGUGGGUCGCAGCAUUCUUGACAGGGGGGUUUGAUAGACCGUCCGAGGGCUGCAAGCCAUCAGAUGACACGGGCCUUCGACUCAAUACUUUAUCACGAGAUCGCAUGGAUCACAUCAUAUCUGAAGACGUGGUUCUUGCAAAACUGACAGGUAACGGGCUAGAGGUUGAUGCGAUUCAUUACAAUGAUAUGCUCAUGCGAGACCUUGGACUGAAUCCACAUCGCUUAGGAGGAGGCCGCUGGAGAGAGCUCACUGGAGUGUAUGAACCUUCUGUAUAUGCCGGCAUCGUCGACGAGUGGAGGAAAAAACAGAACGAUGUGUGA